Messenger RNA from Impatiens glandulifera, 897 nucleotides. RefSeq names its product thioredoxin H4-1-like. The record is from RefSeq and is a predicted model, not a curated record. Bases 279 to 707 code for a protein of 142 amino acids. NCBI's taxonomy places the organism in Eukaryota, Viridiplantae, Streptophyta, Magnoliopsida, Ericales, Balsaminaceae. The transcript is spliced from 5 exons.
AAAUAAAAUAAAUUAUAAUAAUCUGUUGUUGAGUUUCCAAAGCAAAUUGCAUUCCCGUUUCACAAGAACCAGUGACUGUGAUCGUCCGAUUCUCUAUCCCCUCUUCCGGCGAGACGACGACGACUCUUCCGGCGAGACGACGACGACGUUGAAUUUGAUAGUAUUGAUUAAUGCAAUCGUCUACUAUCUCUUGCUAAUCGAUUUCUACUUCCAGUUUUUCAGGGAAUUGAGCACUGACUCUCACCACUCACACCAAACAGAUCAGUUGCCUAUGCUCAAUGGGCCUAUGCUGGAGCUGGAGUAGGGCAUCAUGGUUAUUUGGACGUGAAUCUGUGAGUGAGCAGAAUGAUCCAUUGCAUAAUGCAGGAGAAAACGUUCAUCUCAUCACAACAGUUGAGUGUUGGGAAGAUAAACUUUCAGAAGCAUCUAGGGAUGGCAAGAUAGUGGUGGCAAAUUUUAGUGCAAGUUGGUGUGGUCCUUGUAAAGGGAUCGCUCCAGUUUACUCAGAUCUUGCUGAUAAAUAUCCUUCCUUGAUUUUCCUGACUCUGGAUGUAGAUGAUCUUGCCGACUUGAGUACCUCAUGGGAUAUCACAGCCACUCCAACCUUCUUCUUCCUCAAAGAUGGGAAACAAAUACUUGACAAACUUGUCGGGGCCAACAAGGCAGAGCUUCAGAAGAAGACAACGGCUGCUGCUUCUAGCCGAUGAUUCAUUUGUUAGCUACCUAACUUUAUUCUUCUUUUUCUUUCAAUUUCAUAUAUUUGAUCCUUUACAAAUUGAAGAAUGUUCAUUUAGCGUUAGAGACCAAAAAAGGGGGGUAUCCUUCUGUCGGCUAUCUUGGAGAAUCAUAGCUUUUGUCAAAGGUAUAAUGUCGGUAUUGAAGUUUUUUAGUGUGUUU